ACCGGAGUCACUCGAGUCCAUCGAGACAACUGGGCAGUGAGUUGGUGGGUUUCACUUACAGGUAGUAGUUGUAUCAUUGUAUGCAUUUGCGAUUUCAGAUCGACUUGCACAUCACUAUCUACCUCUUUACCAUCUACCUCCUCCUCCCCUCCGCCUGGGAAUAAACUUCGCAUCUUCUUUUAUAGUCUGCCUCGUUUUCAUCGCGAUCCCACCCACUUCAUAUUGCCUCGCACCCUCAUUGCGCUUCUUCUUAUAUAAACAAGACGAACAUCAAGAUCUUCUCUUUUUCAUCGAACUCCAAACUCUUCAACCUCUUACCUUUCUUGCUCUGCCUCAUAAUGACGACAGCAGCAUGCCAUGCAAUAGGAGCAAUUCAAUCUGGCGGUUGCUUUAACCGUUAUAGCUUCCAUCAUGACUGUAGGAAUGCUUCAAUGAAGUCAAUACUAAAUGGCUUCAGGGUUGAUGCUGUGUUAUUGGUUAGAGGAAGCCAUUUCUCUAAGAAGCAAAGUUUUGGUGUUGUUCAAGCGUCAACUUCUCAAACUGUAUUUGAACCUGUUUCAUCUCCAUCUAGCAGCACCACUCCAAAUGAUUCAAAGAAGAAAACAAAGGAAGCUGCUCUGAUCUUGAUAAGGCAUGGAGAGUCGAUGUGGAACGAGAAAAACUUGUUUACUGGUUGUGUUGAUGUUCCUUUGACCAAAAAGGGCGUGGAUGAGGCUAUUGAAGCCGGGAGACGAAUCAGCAACAUACCUGUCGACAUGAUCUAUACAUCUGCUUUGAUCCGUGCACAGAUGACUGCCAUGCUAGCCAUGACACAGCACCGGCGCAAGAAGGUGCCAAUCAUCACACACAACGAGAGUGAACAAGCAAGAGCAUGGAGUCAAAUUUUUAGUGAAGAGACCCAAAAGCAAUGCAUCCCUGUUGUUACAGCAUGGCAAUUGAAUGAAAGAAUGUAUGGGGAAUUGCAGGGUCUUAAUAAGCAGGAGACUGCAGAGCGGUAUGGAAAGGAGAAAGUUCAUGAAUGGCGUCGUAGCUAUGAUAUACCUCCCCCAAAUGGUGAGAGUUUGGAAAUGUGUGCCGAAAGAGCAGUUGCCUACUUUAAAGAGAACAUUGAACCACAACUUGAGAGUGGGAAAAAUAUUAUGAUUGCUGCCCAUGGAAAUUCCUUGAGAUCCAUCAUCAUGUACCUGGAUAAGCUAACGUCCGAAGAGGUCAUAAGCUUGGAACUAUCUACUGGCAUUCCCAUGCUUUACAUUUUCAAAGAGGGGAGGUUUAUUCGUAGGGGAAGUCCAGCUGGGCCAAAAGAGGCGGGCGUUUAUGCUUACACUAAGAAAUUGGCUCAAUACAGACAAAAACUGGAUGACUUAUUUGAUUAAUGUGGCUCUGGGUUAUCAUGGGAUAUAGAACUGCGAUUUGUAAACCUAUGUCUUUAAAUCUGUGUAAUUUUAGGAGCAAGAAAGUUGGUUCACCUAGUGUUGUUUCUGUACCAGUUAAACUGGUAAGGUAAAGAAGUACUAUGUAUAUUGUAAGUGUGCUAUACUGACUGAUCAAAUGACAGUGUGAAAUGUGAUGUUUGCUAUACAUGUUAUUUGUCCCUUCAAUCCCGGCUUCGGGUUCC
Cuscuta epithymum is the source of this 1615-nucleotide messenger RNA. The record is from the annotation of a GenBank genome assembly. NCBI's taxonomy places the organism in Eukaryota, Viridiplantae, Streptophyta, Magnoliopsida, Solanales, Convolvulaceae.